Messenger RNA from Aricia agestis (brown argus), 1639 nucleotides. It is a transcript of the gene Arp3, whose product is annotated as actin-related protein 3. The record is from RefSeq and is a predicted model, not a curated record. NCBI's taxonomy places the organism in Eukaryota, Metazoa, Arthropoda, Insecta, Lepidoptera, Lycaenidae. Gene Ontology annotation, cellular component: actin cortical patch; Arp2/3 protein complex. The coding region runs from base 172 to 1428 and encodes 418 amino acids. Gene Ontology annotation, molecular function: actin filament binding. The transcript has a single exon. Gene Ontology annotation, biological process: Arp2/3 complex-mediated actin nucleation.
GAUUAAUCAUCCAAAGACCAAAUUCCGAUUUGCAGUUUUCGAAAUGUUUUAUCACAAAUAAUUUUUCAUUUUUAUCAGUAAUAAGUUUAUUCUUGUUUAAUAUAAAGUACCCGAUUGUUGCUUGAUUUCUUUAGUGUUUCGUAUAAUUCAAUAAUUUUGGAAAAAGUGAAAAUGGGCGACUAUUUGCCAGCGUGUGUUAUCGAUGUCGGAACGGGGUACACAAAACUGGGUUUCGCCGGGAAUAAAGAGCCCCAAUUCAUCAUUCCAUCCGCCAUAGCGAUAAAAGAAACCGCUAAAGUCGGUGACCAAAGUACGAGGCGAAUGACCAAAGCCGUCGAGGACUUGGAUUUCUUUAUCGGAGACGAAGCAUUUGACGCCACCGGAUACGCAGUGAAAUAUCCUGUGCGCCAUGGUCUAGUUGAAGAUUGGGAUCUGAUGGAGCGAUACAUCGAACAAUGCAUCUUCAAGUAUCUACGCGCAGAGCCCGAAGAUCACCAUUUUCUCAUCACGGAACCGCCUCUGAACACUCCUGAAAAUAGAGAGUACUUGGCUGAAAUUAUGUUCGAAUCAUUCAAUGUUCCUGGAUUGUACAUCGCUGUCCAAGCUGUUCUAGCUCUCGCCGCCUCGUGGAAGUCUAAGACGACAGCAGGGCGUACAUUCACCGGAAUAGUGGUAGAUAGUGGGGACGGUGUCACCCAUAUUGUCCCAGUAGCAGAGGGCUACGUCAUCGGAUCCUGUAUCAAACAUAUUCCAAUAGCAGGAAGGAACAUUACUUCCUUUAUUCAAUCGCUCCUCCGUGAGCGUGAGGUUGGUAUACCUCCCGAACAGAGCUUAGAAACAGCAAAAGCUAUUAAAGAGAGGUACAGCUACAUCUGUCCAGAUAUUGCUAAAGAAUUUGGAAAGUACGACAGUGAUCCUACUAAAUGGAUGAAGAAGUACACGGGCAUCAAUUCUAUUACCAAGAAUCCAUUUUCUGUAGAUGUCGGAUAUGAAAGGUUCUUAGGUCCAGAAAUUUUCUUCCAUCCAGAAUUCUCUAAUGCAGACUUUACGGUGCCUCUUAAUGAAAUGGUGGACGAAGUUAUUCAGAGUUGUCCCAUUGAUGUGAGAAGGGGUUUGUACGGCAAUAUUGUGUUGUCGGGUGGGUCGACAAUGUUCAGAGAUUUCGGUCGGAGACUACAAAGAGAUAUUAAGAGAACCGUUGAUGCGAGAUUAAAGGUGUCCACCAUGUUAUCAGAGGGAAGGAUAACCCCAAAACCCAUUGACGUCCAGGUUGUGUCCCACAACAUGCAAAGAUAUGCCGUUUGGUUUGGUGGUAGCAUGUUGGGCUCCACCCCGGAGUUUUAUCAAGUGUGCCACAGUAAACAGGACUAUAUGGAAGUGGGCCCGAGCAUCUGCAGGCACAACCCAGUAUUCGGCACCAUGACAUAAAUCUUAAACUAUUAAAAUUACUAAAUAUAAGUAUAAUUUUACUUUUUUGAACAAUUUUAUGUACCCGAAUGACUAACCAAUAGUAUUUGCUUGUCUGUAAGAAUGUUAUAUUACUAUGAAUAAAUAUGAAUUUAUCGGCUGGUUUAUAAACAUGAGCAUUUAAUGUAUUGCAUUCCAGCUUUUUACCAAAUAUAGAAAAUUUUUAAAUAAA